Messenger RNA from Rosa rugosa (rugosa rose), 666 nucleotides. RefSeq names its product LOB domain-containing protein 12-like. The transcript is spliced from 2 exons. Bases 86 to 604 code for a protein of 172 amino acids. NCBI's taxonomy places the organism in Eukaryota, Viridiplantae, Streptophyta, Magnoliopsida, Rosales, Rosaceae. The record is from RefSeq and is a predicted model, not a curated record.
CUCACGUUCUCAACUGUCACAGUCGCUCUUCCUUAGUCAUCCUCUCCUCUCCAGACCUCUCCAAACCUUUCUCAAAAGCCAAAUAAUGGGCGGAAAUGGAACUUCACCGUGCGCCUCUUGCAAGUUGCUGAGACGCCGAUGCGCCCAAGACUGCAUUUUUGCCCCUUACUUUCCCUCCGAUGACCCCCACAAGUUCGCCAUCGUGCACAAAGUCUUCGGUGCUAGCAAUGUUAGCAAGAUGUUACAGGAGCUUCCAGUUCACCAGAGAACAGAUGCAGUGAGCAGUCUAGUGUAUGAAGCCAAUGCAAGAGUGAGAGACCCAGUUUAUGGGUGUGUUGGGGCCAUUUCUUGCCUGCAAAACCAAGUCUCUGAGCUGCAAAUGCAACUUGCUGUGGCUCAGGCCGAGAUCCUCUGCAUUCAGAUGCAGCAAGAGCCUAUGGUACUCCCUUCCCAGCAGAUCGACACAUGCUCAGACGAUGAGAGGACAUAUUUCCUCAACAACGAUCUCCCUCAGUACCUGGACUUUCCCUCUUCUAGUUCUAGCAAUAUAAUCCAUGACUCUCUCAAGAGGGAGGGCAUCUUUGGACAUGACAUGGUCUCUUAACCAUGCUCUCUUUCUUGUUAUAGAAUACUUUCGAUUAUAUUGUCAGUUUGAUAUACAUAUUA